This is a messenger RNA of Pyricularia pennisetigena, 459 nucleotides long. RefSeq lists its product as uncharacterized. Lineage: Eukaryota; Fungi; Ascomycota; Sordariomycetes; Magnaporthales; Pyriculariaceae. The transcript has a single exon. The record is from RefSeq and is a predicted model, not a curated record. The coding region runs from base 1 to 459 and encodes 152 amino acids.
AUGUUAAGGCCUCUUCAAUUCCUAAGUCGACAAACAUCGGUCUCAAUCCGGCGCAUCACCACAGAAAAACGUUUCGACGUGCAGCAAAGCCGCCUCCAACACAGCAUGGCAGACACCAAGAACACCACCAAUGCAAGUCCUGCCCCUGAACAGGGCGCUGGGGAAGAGCAGAAUAAGCCCAUUCUUCCACUACCACCAGCGUCUGAUCAACCCACCAGUCCGGACGGGGUAAAGCAGCUCAACGCCCAGGGCGGCUCAGUGUCAUUCGACCACCUUGGACCAAUAGUCGUAAAUCAAGACGGGACCAUGUCUAGGAUAGCCAACUGGCCCAACAUGACGGAGAUAGAGCGCGAAAAUACCAUUCGUAUCUUGGGCAAACGCAAUCAGCUUAGGAUGGCAGAGCUUCGGAAAGCAGCCGAAGCUACAGAGAAGGCGGGUGAUGGGGAGGCGAAGAACUAA